AGCUUAAAAAAUCAAGCUAAAAAUUACGAUGAUUUCAUCUUUAAGAAUUAAGUCUCUAUGUCUGCCCGUUCAAAAGUUAUUAAAGGUCAAAGUAGUUGGUGUAUUUGUAAGGGACUUUUACACCAACUAUUUUAAAAAUAAUUAUUUUAUUUGUAACUCGACCAUUUGUCGCAACCGUUAAGGGUAACUAGGCACUAAAAGUCAAGCAAUCGUGGCACAGAAUGAUAAAGCGUCAGAAAUAUUAUUGUCUGCAUAUCUAAAAAGAUGUAAAUAUACAUAAAUAAACGCAAUCCAUUAAAAAAAUUGCACUGGGCAUGCUAUGUAGUAAAUUGACAAGUGGGCAAUGAGUGUCAAUCAGUGUAGUACGGCCAUGGGUGAUGACGAUGUAUCCUCAGGGUCUAUCAACAUAACCGAUUGUCUCAAUCAAAUCCUAGAUUUCUCAGAAGCGCAACUGACCUGCUCCAUCUGCAGUGACUUGAUGGAUAAUGUAUGUAUACGCAAAUAUUUAAAGAAAAAUCCUGAUGAGGAACCAAUUUUAUUUUAUCCCUGUAUCGCCAUAGCCCGUGGCAGUGGCCUGCGGUCACAUAUUCUGCUCCAUUUGCAUCGAGGACUGGUUUGAAUCAAUAUUGAAUUUAAAAAUAAUUACAUUAUUACAAGUAUCAAACAUUAGGUUUCAAACGAAGGAAAAUUGUCCGAGCUGCAGAGAAGCUUGUCCGGGUGGGGAGCAUUCCGAGGGCGUUGUCGCAAUCGGCGAAUAUCUCCGCUACCUAAAACCGCUGAUCAUCUCCAGGGACAAGGAGCAGUAUCGCAGUGUUCGGAGAUCUCUCAGUGCAGUGAUUGCUCCAACAGAACGCAUGGAGGAACAACCUGGUGCUGAAGCCUCGAUAAAGUUUGAGAAAAAACGAGCUGCAACAAUGGAGAACUUUAUGAGGGAGCGUCUUUUGAGUAUAAAAACCGAAUCGGAAUACUGUUCACUUGAAGUUGCUCUCAUCCUUGUGAAAUGUGCAUUGGCCAAGCAAGAUGUGGACCAGGAGGAAUUUCUCACAGAUAUCCAAAAGUUUUCAAAAUUUCCACAAAUGGUAAUCGAGAAAUACAUGAGUCACCCCAUUAUGACAGACAUUGAUCAUCAGUAUGCUCCAAAGAUCCGGAAAAAGAAAUUCGUUUUGGAAUGGCCAACUUCUCGUUCGUGGAUACAAAUCUUGACCGUUUUGUUCUUAGGGGUUGUGAGUUACUUUACACUGGAGGGUUUGGAGGAGGAAGGAUUCAAUUUGCUGUCCGAAUCGUUGCUGAGAGCCAUCUCCCUUCUUAAUGUGUACAUUGACCUUGUACGCUACUUCCAAUAAAUUAUUAAGUAUGAAAAUAAUCAUUUAACGUCAAUAGAUAACCAUGUGUUCAAAUGCAUAUUCAACGACGAUAUACCAGUUUUUUGUAGUUACAUUCAGUUUUUAUUAUGCAUUAAAAUCUGUAAGUUAUGCAACAGACAACAAUGACAUCCAUUAUAGAAGAUGAAAAUAGAAUUCAAUCAAGUAAUCAGUCUCAAUGAAAUAAGUUAAUUAUGUUAAGCAAACUCAACCACUCUAAAAAAAUGUAAUACGAUAAUAUUAUCAUUCUUAAUAACGAUCGAUUCUUCAGCUUCUUCUGUUCAGCACACAUGCCAAUAUUGUGUGAGGGGUAUUAAUUUCUCAGCCCAUACGAUUAUACAAAAUUACUCCAGUAUCGAACAUAGAGGACCUCCCAAAAUAUAUACAUGCUGAGAAACAUUAAUAUACAUCUGUAAAAUUAUUAACUUGUAAAAAGAUUGCAUGUGAUACUAUACUAGGUACAAAAA
Molecule: messenger RNA, 1828 nt
Organism: Folsomia candida
Lineage: Eukaryota; Metazoa; Arthropoda; Collembola; Entomobryomorpha; Isotomidae
Exons: 2
Coding region: 855-1343 (162 amino acids)
Source: RefSeq, a predicted model, not a curated record